Messenger RNA from Symbiodinium sp. CCMP2456, 252 nucleotides. NCBI's taxonomy places the organism in Eukaryota, Dinophyceae, Suessiales, Symbiodiniaceae. The record is from the annotation of a GenBank genome assembly.
AUGGGACAGGUUGGUGGCCGGGAGAAGCUCGAUGAGAUCUACUUUGUGCAGAAGGUGAAGCUGGGACAGGGAAGCUUCGGUACGGUUUGGCGAGCGAAGAACCGAAAGAGCAACAUCACCGUCGCUAUCAAGCAGAUGGACAAGGCCAGCAUGCCAAAGCGGGGCGUGAAGCGCCAAGAUAUCGAAAGGGAAGUAUCCAUGAUGAGAGCUUGCUCACAUGAGUACAUCACGAAGCUGUACGACACCUUCGAG